AUGGAUAUAUUCGGAAUAUCGGCGGGUCUACUUGGAAUGUAUUUGAAUGGAAUUUAUACCGCGUUUUUCUGUUUCCAGGACCACCUAACAUCUUACAUUUACAUUCUACUUGGCAUAUUCGUCAUCACCGCUUAUGUACCGACUCGACAAGAUUUCUUUGAGCGAAAGAUUGUUGGCUCCCGAGUUGGUCUCCUUCACAUAAUUUAUUGUAUCAUCAUAACAUUCGGAAUCUGUCCGACAGUUCAUUGGGUGUUCCUUCAUGGUGGAUUUGAUAGUGAUCAUAAAUGGUUCCCCAAUGUUAUUGUACUCUACUCAUUGAUAGCUGCCGCCUUCAUGUUCUAUGUCACAAUGGUGCCGGAGAGACUUUGGCCAGAAGAUUAUGAUUAUCAGGAGGGAGAGUAUGAUGAGAGCUCUCAGGGUUCAGAUGAAAAAAACAAUGAUGACGCUACAGACUCUGAAGACGACAGCGCCGAGGAUUCAGAGGAAGACGAGUCAUCAGAAACCGAUGAUAGUCUUCCAAAAGAAGAUGUACUCCAGGAGCCUUCAGAAACUAGCCAUCACUACAAUGACAGAAGACGAAUCGGUGGGAGAGCUGCCCCAGUUUGGAACACGAGACAGUACCAGUAUUACCAUCUUUCUGUCCAUUAUCUCAUCAAUGUGUUUGUAAAGUUGAGGAGCGAAAUUGAUAUUUGA
Molecule: messenger RNA, 693 nt
Organism: Caenorhabditis remanei
Lineage: Eukaryota; Metazoa; Nematoda; Chromadorea; Rhabditida; Rhabditidae
Exons: 5
Coding region: 1-693 (230 amino acids)
Cellular component (GO): membrane
Molecular function (GO): signaling receptor activity
Source: RefSeq, a predicted model, not a curated record